Molecule: messenger RNA, 639 nt
Organism: Lodderomyces margitis
Lineage: Eukaryota; Fungi; Ascomycota; Pichiomycetes; Serinales; Debaryomycetaceae
Exons: 1
Coding region: 1-639 (212 amino acids)
Source: RefSeq, a predicted model, not a curated record
AUGGUACAACAACAACAACAACAACAGCAGCAGCAGACAUACUACGAAAUACUAAACAUCCCAUCAACAGCCACCCAAGACCAAAUCAAAACCGCCUACAAAUCAAAACUACUAUCAACUCAUCCCGAUAAAUCAUCAUCAUCAGUAGUCACAAAACCCAUCACUACCAACGUCAACACCACCUCUCUGCUGCUACCCCUGCCCGAUAUAAAUCAGAUACUAGCAGCAUACACAACCCUCUCCUCACCCCAACUACGAUCGGAAUACGAUACAUCCUUACAAACGCAAUCCAAAAUAAAUGGAUUCAACUUGACGGGUGAUGGGUUGGAUUCAUUCACCUUGGAUGAUUUCGAGUGCAUAGAACUAGAUAGUAAUGACAAAAACAAUACCGGUGCUAUCAAUGAGAGCUUAUCUGAUUCCAAUGCCGAUUCUCAGACAAUGCAAUUUGUCAAGCUGUGUCCUCGAUGUCAAUGCGAACGAGGAAUGAUCUUAACUGAAGAUGAUUUGAUUAACAAGGGAACAAGAGCAAGUGAUAAUGGAGGAAAUGAAGAAGAAGACGAUGGUAGGUUUGAUAUUAUUGUUCAAUGCAAUAGUUGUAGUUUAUGGAUUCAUGUUAAGUAUUAUGAAGAAAUUGAGUAA